This is a messenger RNA of Aspergillus sclerotioniger CBS 115572, 1611 nucleotides long. It is a transcript of the gene abr1, whose product is annotated as multicopper oxidase abr1. Gene Ontology annotation, molecular function: copper ion binding; ferroxidase activity. Bases 1 to 1611 code for a protein of 536 amino acids. Gene Ontology annotation, biological process: reductive iron assimilation; cellular response to iron ion starvation. Lineage: Eukaryota; Fungi; Ascomycota; Eurotiomycetes; Eurotiales; Aspergillaceae. The transcript has 3 exons. Gene Ontology annotation, cellular component: high-affinity iron permease complex. The record is from RefSeq and is a predicted model, not a curated record.
AUGAUCCGAACUCUCUUGACGCUCGGCCUGUACGGGGUCGUGCAACAGGCAUUGGGUAAGAACGUGUACCUGGAUUGGAAUAUAACGUGGGUCAUCGCUGCACCUGAUGGCUAUGCGCGGCCGGUGAUCGGCAUUAACGGACAAUGGCCCUGUCCUCAAAUCGAUGUCGAUGUUGGCGACAACCUCAUUGUCGAUGUUUACAAUGGCCUCGGCAACCAAUCGACGGGGAUCCACUGGCAUGGCCUCCAUCAGAAUUAUAACGGGUACAUGGAUGGGGUUCCAGGUGUUACCCAAUGCGAGCUUCAACCGCAGCAGCGAAUGCGCUACACGGUUCCGAUGAAUCAAACCGGGACAUAUUGGUACCAUUCUCACGAGCCCGGCCAGUAUCCCGAUGGACUGCGCGGUCCUAUCAUUGUGCACGACACCGUUCCUGCGCCAUUUCACUAUGACGAGGAAAUGACCAUCACCUUAUCUGAUUGGUAUCAUGUGCAGAUGCCUCUACUAGUUGAAGACUUUGUCGUUCCAGGGGAUCAUGCCCCCUAUGGAGGGCAAGAGCCGCUUCCUGACUCGGUCCUGUUCAAUGACAUGCACAACACCAGAAUCAAGGUCAAGCCGAGCACAACCUACCUGAUCCAUGUCGUCUGCAUGGGAAAUUGGGCGGGUCACGCACUUGUCAUUGACGACCAUGACAUGACCAUUGUCCGUGCGGAUGGCAUCGAGGUGGAACCGCAUUUCCUUCCACCGCAGUAUCUGCGAAUGACUGUCGGGCAGCGUGUCGACCUUCUUCUCACGACUAAGAAUGACACCAGCAAAAACUAUGCCAUUUGGGAUGGUCUCGACAUUGACGAGAUGUUCGUUCAGGAGUCGCGAAGCAUGCCGGAAGGAUACAACCCCAACGGCACCGCUUGGCUCAUGUACAACGAAGACAUGCCCUUCCCUCCGGCACCGGAAAUUCACAUUAACAACGCAAGCUUGGAUUUCCUUGACGAUGUGACCUUGAUUCCGAGAGACCAUCUUCCGUUGAUCGACCCUAUUCAGCACCAGUUCAUCCUGGAUGUCUAUUCGACCACGGUGGAUGGAAAGCCUGCCUACAGCAUCAACAACAUGACCUAUAGUGCUCCAGAUGUACCGACGCUGUACACGGCCAUGAAUGCCGAUUCCGAAGAAUGCAUGGAGCCCUCGCUAUAUGGCGAUGUGAACCCCUUUGUUGUCAACUACGGCGACGUCGUGGAGAUUGUUCUUAACAACCAUCACGACAACCUCCACCCAUGGCAUCUGCACGGCCAUGACUUCCAGGUUGUCCAGCGGACGUAUCCGUAUGGUGGCUAUUUCAACGGAUAUGGCAACGUCUCUGCCACACCAAUGCGCCGCGAUACAAUCAUGGUCGAGCCCGAGGGGCAUUUCACUGCAUUUCUUCCGGCUGACGAUGAUCCGAUUUCACGCGUCUGGAUGUUCCAUUGCCAUGUUGAAUGGCACGUGGAGGUCCGUCUUAUGGCGAUUAUCAUUGAAGCGCCGGACCAGCUUCAGAACAUGACAGUACCAGACGAUCAUCUCGCGAUUUGCGGGAACAGCCAGCCUAGUCACUGGGCUCCGUUGCCGGGUCCCCUAUGA